Molecule: messenger RNA, 3258 nt
Organism: Crotalus tigris (Tiger rattlesnake)
Lineage: Eukaryota; Metazoa; Chordata; Lepidosauria; Squamata; Viperidae
Product: cytochrome P450 26B1
Exons: 6
Coding region: 814-2031 (405 amino acids)
Biological process (GO): sterol metabolic process
Molecular function (GO): heme binding; monooxygenase activity; iron ion binding
Source: RefSeq, a predicted model, not a curated record
CGCCAAGGGGAUCCCGCCGCCUCCAGGGAUCGCUAGUUGCACUAGGAAUGUCUGGUGUAACACAACACAGUGUGUGUGCCUGUGUGUGUGUGUGUGUGCGCGCGCGCGCCUUCGGCAUCCUAGGCUAGGUCACCAGACGCUCUUUUUGACAGCCAUUAAAACCAGCCCUUUGACAUCCCCCCCCCCUCCGAAAGAAGCAGCCACCCCUUUGCCCGUUUUAAGCCUCGACUGCAUUCACACACUUCGUUAAACUCUUGAGUUCGGGGGUCAUAAAACUCUCUUCCGCCGUUCUCUGAAUUUGUGCCCAAGCCAACCAACCGUCUGGCCUCCCCGCGACCCUCCGACUCGGAAGCCGCCUCGCUUUCUUUGGAUCGGGGGGGGGGCUAGCGCGGGGCGAACCUUUGCGCCCUUCUUUUGCUUUCCAGCAGCGUUGGCGGGGAGGGGGCGAGGGGGGGCUAAGACUGGCAGCAACGCCCCCUCCCAGCAGGAGGAACCCAAACCCCAAUCGCGGAAGGUGACCGUCCCGCGCCUGUCCUUGGCCGGCGUCUUCUGGCCAGGCGGGACGGCCCCAGAAAUCCGAUCCUCCGGAAAGUCACGAACAGGAGCCCCGCUUUCCACGCGCCAGACUGACACCCGUGGCCGGGUCUCCCCCUUUCCUUUCCCGCACGGCUUCGCCUUUUGGACACCCCGCGCGUCCGUGGCCCCGGGUUCCAGUCCUCGCGGCGGGAGAGGUACGGCAACGUCUUCAAGACCCACCUGCUGGGCCGGCCGCUGAUCCGCGUGACGGGCGCCGAGAACGUGCGCAAGAUCCUGAUGGGCGAGCACAGCCUGGUCAGCACCGAGUGGCCGCGCAGCACCCGCCUGCUCCUGGGCCCCAACACCGUGGCCAACUCCAUCGGAGACGUCCACCGGCACAAGCGGAAGGUGUUCUCAAAAAUAUUCAACCACGAAGCUUUGGAAAGUUACCUGCCCAAAAUUCAGCUGGUGAUCCAAGACACCCUGAGAGUCUGGGGCAGGAACCCCGAGCCCAUCAACGUCUACCACGAAGCCCAGAAGCUCACGUUCCACAUGGCCAUUCGUGUCCUUCUGGGAUUCCAGAUCCCGGAUGAGGACCUCAGCCAGAUGUUUGAAGUCUACCAGCAAUUUGUGGAGAAUGUCUUCUCCUUACCUGUGGACCUGCCCUUCAGUGGCUACCGUAAGGGGAUUCGUGCGAGGGAGAUUUUGCAGAAAGGCUUAGAAAAAGCCAUCCGGGAAAAGCUGCAGAAUUCCCAAGGGAAGGACUACCUGGACGCCCUGGACCUGCUGAUAGAGAGCGGAAAAGAACACGGCAAGGAGCUCACUAUGCAGGAGCUGAAGGAUGGCACCCUGGAGCUGAUCUUCGCCGCCUAUGCCACCACAGCCAGCGCCAGCACCUCUCUGAUCAUGCAGCUGCUGAAGCAUCCAGUGGUGCUGGAGAAGCUUCGCGAAGAGCUGAGGAACACGGGCCUCCUGCACAAUGGCUGCCUCUGCGAGGGGGCGCUUCAGCUGGAGACCGUCCACAGCCUCCACUACCUGGACUGUGUCAUCAAGGAGGUGCUCCGGCUUUUCACCCCCAUUUCGGGGGGAUACCGGACGGUGCUGCAGACCUUUGAGCUGGAUGGCUUCCAAAUCCCCAAAGGAUGGAGCAUCAUGUACAGCAUCCGAGACACGCACGACACGGCUCCCGUCUUCAAAGAUGUGGACGCGUUUGACCCCGACCGCUUUGGGCGGGACCGCAGCGAAGACAAAGACGGCCGGUUCCACUACCUGCCCUUCGGCGGAGGGGUACGGACCUGUCUCGGCAAACACCUGGCCAAGCUCUUCCUCAAGGUGCUCGCCAUUGAGUUGGCCAGCACGAGCCGUUUUGAACUGGCCACCAGGACUUUCCCCCAGGUGACUCUGGUGCCCGUGGUCCACCCGGUCGACGGACUGAAGGUCAAAUUUUUUGGACUCGACUCAAAUCAGAACGAAAUCUUGACAGAGAGAGAGGCCAUGCUGGGGGCCACCGUGUAGGCCAAAGGCUUCUCUUGGCUGGCCAGGUUGAAGAGACCCGAACGGCGGGUGGAGAGGGAACAGCUCAACCCACCCCGGAUGACGGAGAAGGGCCAACCUUGGUGGACACAUCCGGCAAAGCCUUCUCUAGGGAAUAUGCCAAAAACUGCAGGGGUGUUUUACUGGUGUGUGUGUGUGUGUGUGUGUGUGUGUGUGUGUGUGUGUGUGUGUGUGUGCAGCCCGUUUCUCCCAGAUGGCUUCUGUAUGGUUUUGUUUGGAUACCCGCGAGAAGUGAAUUGUGUUGACCGUACUCGGCGUAUGGAUGUGUGUAUGUACACUUACUUUCCAGAGUGAAUCCGGCAAUGUCAUCCCACACAAGUCAGGAACUCUUUCUGUCUUUGCUGUCCCAAAUGGCCAACGGAGGGGGCUUGGGGUGGGAGGACCCCCCCUCCCUGCAGCCAGGACAGGGAUAACAACCGCAGCAGGAAGAGGGCCCACAUUUUUGGCAGGGCCAAAGAGGCAGCCAGGGGUCACCGGGCAAAGCUUUGAGAUGGGCCCUGGAGUCUGCCCAGCCGGCGUAGUUUCUCGUCCUUCUGAAGCUGCCCAAAAGUUGGAAAAAGGAAGGCUGGAGAAUUAGGCUGAGGGUCCUGAGCUUCCCAGCCUGAGAAAGCUCUUGGGGGGGGGUCUUCUCAGUGGCCCCCAGUUCCAGAGCCAGCCCCAUCUUCCGGAGGAGACCAUGCCUGGACCAUGAUCCGAGAAGGUCAUUUGAGGCCGUCAGUUGCUGCUUUCUUGCUUUCCUUGUGUCCCUGCAAGCCCCCCUCCCUCCCUCCCCCCCCAGUGCCCUCUGAGCCAGGCCUCGGGUUUCCUUGCCAGAGAGAACUGAGAGCAUCUUGGGGUCUUCUCCAUCUGAAGGCCGGAAGCUGUUCCUUUGCCACAGGUGGCUCCAGAAGAUACGUGACGAGGGCAUUUUAUGUCUAGCCAGCUCUGUCUCGGAGUAAGUCCUUGGCAGUCUCUGAGCUGGGUUGCUUUCUUGCAGACGUUUCACUACCAAACUAGGUAACAGCAUCAGUGCUGGAAGGGAGCACUCAUGAGCAAACCCCACCCUUUAAUAGGACUGAUGCUGUUUCCUAGUUUGGGUCAUGAAACGUCUGCAAGAAAACAGCCAAGUUCAGAGAGCACCAAGUACCCCAUAGUUCUCGUCGUCCUCCUCCUCCUCCUCCUCUCUGCAAACUUCACUCCCUUCUAGCA